Molecule: messenger RNA, 1632 nt
Organism: Lachancea lanzarotensis
Lineage: Eukaryota; Fungi; Ascomycota; Saccharomycetes; Saccharomycetales; Saccharomycetaceae
Gene: PPQ1
Product: LALA0S13e02740g1_1
Exons: 1
Coding region: 1-1632 (543 amino acids)
Cellular component (GO): cytoplasm; nucleus
Molecular function (GO): protein serine/threonine phosphatase activity
Source: RefSeq, a predicted model, not a curated record
AUGGGAAACAGCCCGUCUAAAUCCAGUUAUGCCCUGCCGAGUACGAAGACAGCCAACAGCACGACCAACGGAGUCCUCACUCCUAGUGAUGACCUGAACAGCAACGAACCUAAUGACCCCGAUGAUAGUAGGCCUCUACCUACUAUCAUCACCCAAACACAACAUACGAAUCUCGUUCCGAGAUCGGCUCCUGGAGAGCCAACCCCCAAACCCAAAUCCAAACCUCAUUCCCCUCCACCGAGCCUGGCAUCGCUCAAAACAACACAUUACACACAUUCACCUGCCCCCAAUGGAUUUUCUUCGUCCCACGUGACCAAGCAUCGUCGUAGACGGUCGACCACUGCACCUUACGAUCUUGACAUUGACAUGUCUUUUGCAAAAGCGUUAGGAACCCAGUCUUUGGCUGGCUCAGGGUCUAGCACUAGCUCUGGCUCUAGCAAUAAUGGUACGAUGACCCCGCCAUCGUUCUCGACGGACUCGUCGUUCAUGAACUUCAGUUUCACAGACAACGAGCCGCAAACCCCUGUCGGCAGCUCAGCGCUGGGAACGUCUACCACUCAUCCGUUACCACCAAUUAAGGAAGAGAUUCAAGCCUCUGCUUCUUUGGCACGCAAGAACCGUGCUUCCAAAGCCAUCGCUUCCCAAAUACCACACGAUAGGAGUGCGGCACCACCUGUUAUCCUCAAACGGUAUGCGCAUGACGUUCAAGCCACCGAGUACGUUGACGUGGACGACGUGAUUGAGAAACUCUUGGAAAUUGGCAGUACUAGAUACUAUCAAGCCAAAGAAUUCCCGUUCAGCUCCUGGAAAGUCCAAGUGAUUUGCAGCAGAGCGCGCGAAUUAUUCUUGGAUCAGCCAUCGCUGUUGCGCUUGCAAGCUCCCAUCAAGAUUGUUGGGGAUGUGCAUGGUCAGUUCACAGAUUUGAUGCGUAUUUUACGUCUUUCUGGUGUCCCGCCAAAUUCGAGUUACCUGUUUCUGGGCGACUACGUGGAUCGUGGUAAGCAAUCGCUUGAGACCAUGUUACUUUUACUCUGUUACAAGAUCAAGUUCCCAGAUAGAUUUUUCAUGCUAAGAGGGAACCACGAGUCUGCAAAUGUUACCAAGAUGUAUGGAUUUUAUGACGAGUGCAAGCGCCGUUUGUCGUCAAAGACUUGGAAAGUUUUUGUUGAUGUUUUCAACUCUUUGCCGCUUGCUGCUGUGGUUCAAGACAAGAUUUUCUGUGUUCAUGGUGGUAUUUCUCCACACCUGCGAGAAUUGCGUCAAAUCGAACGCGUGGCUAGGCCCACUGACAUACCCGAAGAAGGUUUGAUAACAGAUCUCUUGUGGAGCGAUCCUGAUCCUCAAAAAUCCGAUUGGUCUACAAAUGAUCGUGGAGUGUCAGUUACUUUUGGGAAGCGUAACGUCUUGGACUUUUGUUCCCGCUUCAAUUUUGACUUGGUCAUUCGUGGCCACAUGGUGGUUGAAGACGGUUAUGAGUUUUUCGCACGCAAGAAGUUUGUUACGGUAUUUUCUGCUCCAAACUACUGUGGUGAAUUUCAGAACUGGGGAGCUGUUAUGAGCGUGACUACAGGUCUCAUGUGCAGCUUCGAGCUAUUGAAACCUCAUGGCGGCAAGAACAAGUCCAAAAGCUAG